This is a messenger RNA of Oncorhynchus masou masou (cherry salmon), 2612 nucleotides long. RefSeq names its product microtubule nucleation factor SSNA1-like. Lineage: Eukaryota; Metazoa; Chordata; Actinopteri; Salmoniformes; Salmonidae. Bases 209 to 544 code for a protein of 111 amino acids. Gene Ontology annotation, cellular component: ciliary basal body; centrosome. The transcript is spliced from 3 exons. The record is from RefSeq and is a predicted model, not a curated record.
UCUCUGUCACACACACACGUCCUUCAUCCAUCAUAGGCUGGAAUGGGCUGAUUCAGUAGGAAUGGCCUGCUGAGUGAGUGGGACCUCAGCUUAGACAUCCGCCUCCCUUUUAAAUGUUGCACAACAAGUCUGACACAUAUUUAGGAGGAUAGGCUAUAGUUCUCUAGGUUGUUUUCUCUUUAAAAUACCCAGGUUUUCUACCUUUUUCAUGAUGUUCGGACUCGGAAUGCAGGCCCAGGCUAUAUUUGAUGGUAUAGAGGAGCUGUGUUCUAAGAGGGAUGAGCUGAACCGUCAGAUCCAGCAGGAGGAGGAGGAGAAGGGUCGUCUGCAGCACGACAUCCGUGUCCUCACCGAGAAACUACGCCGCGUCAACGAGAGCCUGGUCCGACGACACUCCGUCCGCGCUGACUUUGACCACACCAUCGGCGAGACCGAGGGUGCCUUUCUGAAGAUUCUGGAGAGCUGUCAAACACUGCUGAGUGUAAUAAAGAAGGAAGCAGGAAAUCUCCGCAAAGCCACUGAACCCGGAAGGAAAGACCACUGACAUCCAGACUACCGCCCCUAAACCUUACCCCUCACCCAGACACCAGCAUUUACCCUCACCCUUGUAACUGUGCACUGUUUGUACACUGAACAAAAAUAUAAAUGCAACAUGCAACCAUUUCAAAGAUUUUACUGAGUUACAGUUCAUAUAAGGAAAUCAGUCAAUUUAAAUAAAUUCAUUAGGCCCUAAUCUAUGGACUGGGAAUACAGAUAUGCAUCUGUUGGUCACAGAUAACUUUUAAAAAAAAGGUAGGGGCGUGGAUCAGAAAACCAGUCAGUAUCUGGUGUGACCACCAUUUGCUUCAUGCAGCGUGACACAUCUCCUUCGCAUAGAGUUGAUCAGGCUGUUGAUUGUGGCCUGUGGAAUGUUGUCACACUCCUCUUCAAUGGCUGUGCGAAGUUGCGGGAACUGCGAUAUUGGCGGGAACUGGAACACAAUGUUGUACACGUCGAUCCAGAGCAUCCCAAACAAGCUCAAUGGGUGACAUGUCUGGUAGCUAUGCAGGCCAUAGAAGAAGUGAGAUAUUUUCAGCUUCCAGGAAUUGUGUACAGAUCCUUGUGACAUGGGGCUGUACUUUAUCAUGCUGAAGCAUGAGGGGAUGGCGGUGGAUGAGUAGCACGACAAUGGGCCUCAGGAUCUCGCCACGGUUUCUCUGUGCAUUCAAAUUGCCAACAAUGAAAUGCAAUUGUGUUUGUUGUCCGUAGCUUAUACCUCCCCAUACCAUAACCCCACCGCCACCAUGGAUCACUUUGUUCACAACAUUGACAUCAGCAAACCGCUCGCGCACACACAACGCCAUACACACUGUCUGCCAUCUGCCCGGUACAGAGUACCCUACUCCAGCGUGCCAGUUGCCAUCGAAGGUGAACAUUUGCCCACUGAAGUCUUUUACGAUGCCGAACUGCAGUCAGGCCAAGACCCUGGUGAGGCUGACUAGCACACAGAUGAGCUUCCCUGCGCGGGUUUCUGACAGUUUGUGAAGAAAUUAUAUGGCAACAGCUCUGGCUGGCAUUCCUGCAAGCAGCAUGCCAAUUGCUUCCUUAAAACCUGAGACAUCUUGAUAUGCCACACCUGUCAGGUGGAUGGAUUAGUAAACAAAUUUGUGCACAACAUUUGAGAGAAAUAAGCUUUUUGUGCAUAUGGAACAUAUCUGGGAUCUUUUAUUUCAACUCAUGAAACAUGGGACUGACAUUUUACAUGUUGCAUUUAUAUUUUUGUUCAGUAUAAUAUACACUGAGUAUACAAAACAUUAAGAACACCUGCUCUUUCCAUGACAUAAGCUGACCAGGUGAAUCCAGUUGAAAGCUAUGAUCCCUUAUUAAUGUUACUUGUUAAAUCCACUACAAUCACUGUAGAUGAGGCAGAAGAGACAGGUUAAAGAAGGAUCUUUUAGCCUUGAGACAUUUAUGACAUGGGUUGUGGAUGUGUGCCAUUCAGAGGAUGAAUUUGCAACACAAAAGAUUUAAGUGCCUUUGAAUGGGGUAUGGUAGUAGGUGCCAGGCUCACUGGUUUGGUCAAGAACUGCAACACUGCUGAGUUUAUCACACUCAACAUUUUCCCGUGUGUAUCAAGACUGGUCCAUCCCCCCCAAAGGACAUCCAGCCAACUUCACAUAACUGUGGGAAGCACUUGAGUCAACAUUGACCAGCAUCUCUGUGGAACGCUUGACACCUUGUAGAGUCCAUGCCCCGUCGAAAUGAGGCUGUUUUGGGGGAAAACAUGGGGGAAGUUCAACUCAAUAUUAGGAAGGUGUUCCUAAUAUUUGUAUAUACAGUAUAUUUAUGUAAAAUGUUUUGACUUUGUCUAAUAGUGCUGUUCACUGGCAUACUUAUUUUAUACCAAUAGAAUCAUUUUAAUAAAGAUGAUCUGUGAAGAAUCUGUUCUCAUUUGCCUAUUGCAGUGUAUGGGACACGCCCAGAAGUCAUUCCUUGGGUUGUUUUUCUUGAGUGUGUGUCUUUCAACAGCGGCACACGAGACAAACACACACACACUCCCGGUGAGAUGCUGUCUGACACUUUGAUAUGUAAUUACAGGUAAAUAUAGCACAGAUAAAUAUAGCACAAUGCCG